AUGAGUCAAUUAAGCAAGAACGAGCAGCUUUUGUUAUCUCAAUCAUCCACUGCUAUCCCAAUUCCAAAAAUAGCCCUCGGUUCGUCUACCCACAGAAGCGAGAUUCGCCACGACUCGCCUUCAAACAAACCCGUUGCAAUCUCACAAUUCAAAUUCAACACUAGCGAUGCGCGCAUAUUUACGCAGGCUGCCUCUACUGGUGCUGACAUUGAGCAGAUAAUCGAAGAGGAGGAGAAUAAGAGAGAAAUGGGCGAAAAGGUCGAAGUGAUCGAAAACAUGGAGGAGAACGUGAGGGAAGCGUAUAUAAGAGAUGAAGAAAAGGCGCUGGAUGAGAGUAUACAAGAUGAAGAAAGGAGGCGAGCAGAAAGCGAGUUACCAGUCUUGGAUAAAGUAUUAAACAACGAGUCGGGAGCUCCACUGAGUCUGUAUAAUUUCUAUGCUUAUUUGAGAGAGGUAUGGCAAGCUGAAGAUAACCUCAACGCCUGGUUGGAUAUCAUAACGCAUGAGAAGGCUUUCAAGCGCUGGGUCGAGACUGAAAAGAAAAAGAAAUCCGAUCCCACAUCAAGUAAUCUCACCUCUCGUCGCUCCCCGCCAUCUUCACCGUUAUAUCGUGAAUCCUAUUCUGGUGCUCCGAGUGUAGUCUCUGAAGAUAGUGCUAGUCAUGCAAUAGUGUCGGUCACAACCGAUGAGGAUCAAUCGGUCAUUCACAGCGACCGAUUGAGCGGCGUCUCUAGCGAACGAUCUACCGAGUUGCGUGUUACGGAAGACAGCCUAAAAAAAUCGGCCAAAGAGGUUUAUCGCAAAUAUGCAAGUUUGAAUAUAUUUCCAGAGGAAAACAAAAAGACCAUGCAUGAUCUGAUUGAGCGCCAAGGCCGAUACAACCCGGUCGUGUUUGCUACAUCCAAGGCUUACGUGUAUCACAUAAUGUCCGUGGUCUAUUUCCCGAAAUUUAUCCAAUCUGCCGUCGAAACAAAUCUCACGGCCAUCCACGCAAUCAUUGCGCUUCCUCUCGGUAUAGUCGCGCUGACUGGUGGCAUUUCGUUGAUUUUGUUUUAUAUAUUUCAAGGAUCGGAAUCGCGAUCAGUGAGGCUCUGGGGUUUCAUUCCUAUAUGGUGUGGAUGGAUGCUGCUGCAAAUAGCGGCAACGAGGUUUGCACCUCCGUUGGUUCUACUUAAACUGAGCGAACAUAAACUGUUUCGGUUUCAUAGGAUCAAGGAGAAGGGAAUAUUAAAAGCACAUAGGAAAAAGGCGAUGCAGCUCCUUGUCUGCGACACUCUUGUUGCUAUUUUCAAUAUCGCUUUGUUAAUGGCUAUACCACCUAUGGCCCUGUACGAACAGACAAAGCAGUCAUAA
This is a messenger RNA of Paraglomus occultum, 1353 nucleotides long. The record is from the annotation of a GenBank genome assembly. Lineage: Eukaryota; Fungi; Glomeromycota; Glomeromycetes; Paraglomerales; Paraglomeraceae.